Closterium sp. NIES-67 is the source of this 2513-nucleotide messenger RNA. Lineage: Eukaryota; Viridiplantae; Streptophyta; Zygnematophyceae; Desmidiales; Closteriaceae. The record is from the annotation of a GenBank genome assembly.
UAUGAACUCGCGCCUGACUGUGAGAGCUUCCUUGAAUGUCAACUGUCCGAUUAUCCUUAGGCCUGCAUCCGAGCACUGUCCCGGGCGUCUGGUGUCAAUCGAAACCCUGGAAUCCACAACACAGUAAAUUUGACCAUCAGCGUCGGCGAGAGUGAUAUUGCCGUCCUGUCACGCCAAGCCAAGAGCCGCCAUGUCAACUCGUUUUCUGGAGCCCAGCUCCCAGGGUGGUAAUUAGUCUGAGUACUGCGACUAAUUUCUUGUAGCCCAUUCUGAGUGGUAGCGUGCAGACUUCACUCUGUGGUCUCCAAUAGCUUUACUCCCGUGAUUAAAAGUACGUAUUAUCAUCGUUGCCAGCAGCAGCAGCAGCAGCAAGGGGAACAGCAGCCACAGUAGCGAGCACAUUCGAUCGCGUUUUUGCUCAUUCAACGAGUUCAAAAGCUAUGGGGGAGCUCAAAACAGGAGCUCGGCGAAUGCUGCGUCGAACAUUCAUCUCCCCUCGUCACCUGUCCCUGGCUCCCUCGCCCCUAGUCCUCGUCCACUUGAACGUCCUCUGCCUAGUCCUACUCCCUUUCAUUCUUCACCUUUCACCGACCCUGGCCUUGCCUGGCUCGGGGUCCGAACUAUCCUCCUCGGCAAGAUUUGCACUCCAGGAGAAAGGCACACGGAGACUGCUACACAUGCCACGUCAGCAGCACCGGAGGCAGCUAGUGUACAUGACAAAUCAGCAACAUGCGAAUCGGUGGAGGCGCUUGGUCCGGGGCAAGAAGGAGUGCUGGAGCAAGCACGAGCGCCACCAGUACUGGCAGGCAGGAGCACACGUGGAGCCAUCUGCCGCGUUUGUGCGGCAGAAGACGGAGUAUGAGCGCAUGCAUCACCGGUGCACUGAGGGGAUCACCGACUGGAAGGCCUUCUACUUCAACCAGUCUGAGGGGAAGUCAGCAACAGCAGACGUGGAUGGGUGCAAGUAUGCGUUUCUGAUACCUGGCCAAUGGCAUGGCCUGGGCAACCGCAUCAUGUCUUUAAUCUCCACCUUCACCUACGCCUUCAUCACCCAUAGAGCCAUCCUCAUGCCGGACGACGGCAUUCUGCCGUCCCUCCUCUGCAACCCCUUCGCCCACUCGUCCUGGCUCAUCCCCGCCUCUCAGUUCUGGGCCAUCAAAGCGGACCUGGAGAAGGGGCCUCGCAACCUGGCAGAGCAGCCGGGCAAGCACUCCCGAGGGGUCUUCUGCCACCUGGACUGGAUGACGCCAGAGGACGAGUGGACGUUCUUCUGCAAAAGAACACAGGAGGAGGUGGCUGAGAAGCCCUUCAUGCUGUUUUGGAGCGACAUGUUCUUCGUGCCGCCGCUCUACUUCGUCCCCUCCCUAAGGGCUCGCCUGGAGGCCCUGUUUCCUGAUCGGCGAGUCUUCACACAUGUUGCACGGUACAUCCUGCUCCCAGCCAACUACCUGUGGGACCGCAUAGUGCGAUCCUACCACGGGCACUUGGAGCACCAUGACGUGCUGCUAGGGCUGCAGAUCCGCCCCGUGGACGAGACCCAGGAGGACAUAUUCGAGCGCGUGCUGGCAUGUGUGACGAGCACGCAGUACCUGCCAGCUGUCAUCCUGCCCGACCAGUGGCAGGCCAUGGCCGACGAUGUGGAGGAUGAAGGCUUAAGAGGGGCGCAGGGGGAGUCCAUUGGCGUGUUUGUGGCGGCUCUAAAUGGCUCCUAUGCCUCUCGCCUCUCCACGCUCUACUCCCAAGGCAAACCGUACUCGGCUCAGACUGUCUCCAUUUACAGCGAGACGCACGAUACAACAGAGAGGCAGGACGACAGGCAGCAGUACGCAGCGGCGCUGGAGGAGAUGUUUCUGCUCUCCUUCGCCCACCGCCUCAUCACCUCCGACUUCUCCACCUUCGGCUACACCGCUGCUGCCCUCGCUGCCAUCGACCCGUGGUCUCUCAACAUUGUGAAGCGCGCCGAGGUCGAUUGGCGCUCCAACGACCGCCCCGUGUGUCAAAGAACAGUGUCCGAGCCAUGCGCUCUCUCCAUCCGACGCCAGUUCAAGUGCCCUGAUGGUGACUCACACACAUCUGACAGCGAAACCGCCUUCGUGAGGACAUGCCCCGUGAUCGAUGCCGGGCUGCACCUAGAGCUCCCUAGAAUACCCGAUUUCAUCGGGGCAGUGUAAUGGCGCUGUUAUGUGAUUCCUUGUGCUGCUGGCGGUGACUCACACACAUCAGAGGGUGAAGUGCCCUGUGUGAGGACAUGCCCAUUGAUCAAUGUACGGCUGCACCUAGAGCUCCAUCGAAUACCCGACGUCAUCGGAGCAGUGAGCUCCAUUGUGCUGCUGAGCUGAGUCGGUCUAUCUAUCAGGCUAUCACCUGAACACCUAGAAUACCCGAUGCCAUCGGGGCAGUGUGAUUGGCGCUGUUAUGUGAUUUAUUGUGCUGCUCAGUUUAGUCUAUCACCUGAAGGUGACUUGCACACAUCAGAUAGCCAAAUCCCCUUUGUGAGGGUACAUGCCCAGUGA